Molecule: messenger RNA, 2243 nt
Organism: Lepisosteus oculatus (spotted gar)
Lineage: Eukaryota; Metazoa; Chordata; Actinopteri; Semionotiformes; Lepisosteidae
Source: RefSeq, a predicted model, not a curated record
UCAGUAUGUGCUUGUUAACUUUAACUUACAGUAUCAAACAUGACUAGCUUUGAGAGCUGAAGCUACAUUUAUCACAGAAAAGAAAGGAAAAAGAGUUUGUAUACCAGAUCAAAGAUAAUUCUGUUUUUCUGCAUCCUUAGGUGAGACGAAAUACUUAAAAUGACAUAUCAGAACCAAAGUAAAAUUAGCUACUUUAAUUGCAGCAAUAGCGACGGUUUAAAGUGAAAUACUGUGAACCUCUGAGCAAUACUUACAAAAAACGGCUCUCUGUGGUUUCUCUUCAGUUUAAAGAGAGGAAGUGGCAGUAACCACUCCUGGCUAUGGUUUUUUUCAAAGCAAAACUGACUUGCAGUCUUGUUCCAGGAUGCUUUUGAUGACAAUAUGUUUUGCCUAUUUUUUGUGGGGAAAAGGUAAAUCAGAUGACACGCAUACAUUUAAAUCCAUGGAUUGUUUUAAUAUUCCCAAAGCAGAAACUGCUGCAAUAACAAACGUACCUGCAGUUUUAGAAAUAUAAUCCUGCCGAGUUAAUAUUUUCAAACGUACCGAGAAAACUCCAUAAAACAGACGUGAUCCCCAUUCUGAAGGAGCGGGAAAUAUGCCCUCCUGUGUCUGUGGCAAUUGAAAGAAAUUUAGUGUAACAUUUUAAUUAAAAUUUGACUGAAAGAGAGGCAGACCAGCUUUCUUCUAUUGGAAAACAUACUGUAGACUUACCGUAGAUACUGUUAAUCAAUAACACCUAGAAUAUAUGGAUGAUUGAUGGCUCAGCAUAUCGUAAGGCCUGGUUUCUCCAACAUUGUAGAAGGGAAUAAUGUAUAGGGCACUGGCCUUGUAUGUGGGAGACUGAAAGAUCAAGUUCCAAUCAAAUAAAAAUUGAUUUUAUUAAUUAAAUAAGGUACUGGACAUACUUUAUUGACUGAUAAACUACUUUAAAUCGUGCUCUGCAGUUAUUUGUAAAAGCAGCAAAUGAACAAAGCUGAAGAAGCUCCAACUGAAACAACCGCAUAGAUUGAUAUGGACUUCAAUCAUUAAAAAUCAUCAUUAUGUAUAAAUGGGCUGAAGAUCGAUGAAAAAGAAGAAUUGAAACUGCUAAUUCAAGUUUUUUUUUUUAAGAAAGCAUUUGGUUUAGAGGUAUUUGCUCUUAUACAGCACCAGUAAUUUCUAAGCUAGUGGGCUGCAGGGAGUGACAAAGACACUUUGCAGAGCCGUGCAGAGAUGUUGUACGUGGUUAAAAGUGUUGCCAGGCAGGAAGUGUGUCAGUGCUGCCGACAACACGGACAAGAAUGGCUGUUGGUGAAAGACUGAUAUUUCUGUGUGCUCUGGGCUACUUUGCUUCUUCUCAUGGAUUUCUGUAUGGGCAAAGUCAGACCACACCUUCCAAACCUGGAUCUGCUGAGCAUGUCAGUAAGAACGACCCAGGAGUUCAAAAAGCUGUAAAAAUAUCCACCUAUGCAUUCAACAACAAAUCAAAUGAUAUCUAUUUGUUCAAGGCCUCUUCCAUUGAUGACGCACAGAAACAGGUUGUAAAAGGAAUAAAGUACUUUCUAGAGGUGAAGAUCUCGCGUACUGUGUGUCGCAAGACAGACCACCCAAGUCUGGACAACUGUGACUUUCAGCCACAUGGGAAACUGCACCAGACAUUUCGCUGCCAUUUCGAAGUCUGGGGCAUACCAUGGCUCAGCUGGAUGAAAGCCACCUUUUUUCUGUGUCUGCCCUGAGAGCUGCAGCUGAAGCUACUGCAGAAGAGAGAAGAGCUUCCUCUGGAGUACCUGUUAACAUGUACCAUACACAUUUAUUCAGACAGUUUGGAGUGAAGACCUUUCAUGAAUUUAUUCAAAGAAACACGGGAAUUGCACUAUAAAGGAUUUUUAUAAACUGUAACCUAUCUCAAGAGGGAAUAUUUUAUGAGGGGUUGGAGGGUUUCUUGGUUCUGCUGGUAAAAAAAAAACUAUUUAUGUAAUUUAAAACAUAACCACUAGCAUACUGUACAUUAUAAUCCAACUUUCAUUUUUCUUUGCAAUACAAAUAAAAGCCAAAGCGAAGAACAUUUUGUUUCUACAGUACUUUACUGCAGUAAUGUUAACGGUCCCUCAGUAAACUGGUGCUGCUGGGAACACUGCCGGCUAAUGCAUUACGACCCUGGGUACAGUUUUUUUUGUUUUAAAUGAUGUUCUUUCAGACACCCUGGAAUGAAUAUAAAGAUAAAGAAUGCGUGCUUUACAAAGUACAGGUUGUGUUCACUGCUG